Bathycoccus prasinos is the source of this 585-nucleotide messenger RNA. RefSeq lists its product with no specific name. NCBI's taxonomy places the organism in Eukaryota, Viridiplantae, Chlorophyta, Mamiellophyceae, Mamiellales, Bathycoccaceae. The record is from RefSeq and is a predicted model, not a curated record. The coding region runs from base 1 to 585 and encodes 194 amino acids. The transcript has a single exon.
AUGAAUUUCGAGGAGGACGAAAAGACAUCAUCAGGACGAAAACAGCGCAGAGGAGGAGGAGGAGAAAGAGGAAGCGCGAAAACAACAUCGACGACGACGACGACGGCGAGGAGAACGACGAGCAAUAACAAUAAUAAUAAUGAUAGUAACAACAAUAACAAUAACACCAUCAACAUGGACGCGGCGCCGUCGUCGCCGACGCCGAACAUGGCACCACCGAAACACCCGCCGCCGACGCCGAUGAAACCUUUACGAAGGAAGAGAAGAACUUCCGCUCGAUUAGGAGUACGAGGACGAGGAGGAGAAAGAGAAAGAGAAGGAGACGACGAUUUAGAAAACGACGAUUUAGAAAACGACGAUUUAGAAGACGAGAGCGAAGACGAGGUGUACUUCAACGCCGCCACGUCGGGGGCCCCGCAGAACAAUACUAGUAAUAAAAAGAAACCAGUUCCGACUCGGCGCAAACUCGAAGACGCGUUCGAUCGCAUCGCCGAGAAGAGAGGCGGUAAAGGUAAACUCCUCUCUCGCGCGUUCGACGAUUUCGAGGAAGAGUACGAGUGCGAAGAAAAAAACAAUACCGACUGA